Chinchilla lanigera (long-tailed chinchilla) is the source of this 1704-nucleotide messenger RNA. RefSeq names its product ecotropic viral integration site 2A (gene Evi2a). The transcript has 2 exons. The record is from RefSeq and is a predicted model, not a curated record. Gene Ontology annotation, cellular component: membrane. NCBI's taxonomy places the organism in Eukaryota, Metazoa, Chordata, Mammalia, Rodentia, Chinchillidae. The coding region runs from base 299 to 1003 and encodes 234 amino acids.
CGGCCAGCAAGACAAGCUGGAGUUUUUUUUUUCCCUCUCUCUCUCUGUGACAUGUGCUUGAGUUGCAGCGGAAAGGAAAUGUGUCAUCUGUGGUUUGGUUUUAAAAGUGGAAAGCUAGCUGUACGUACCCUUUUUUGUUGCAGAUGUACUUUACAUUUUGUAUUUUCUAAGUCUAUUCUACUUUAAAUAAGAAGACAAAAGAAGAAGUGGCUUAGUAAAAUUCCAUUAUCAAAUUUUGACCAACCAUUUUGUAAGAUUAACAAGUGAUAUUCUGUUCCAACAGAUUACCAGCAUACUCAUGCACAUGGAACACACAGGAUAUUACCUGCAUCUUGCCUUUCUGAUGACAACCGUUUUUUCUUUGUCUUCUGGAACAAAAGCAAACUAUACACAUUUGUUGGCUAACAAUACUAUCACCUGGGAUUCAGUUAUUCGAAACAACACGGGCAGACAGCAAAAUGAAAACAUUACCACCAGCCCUGUAACUCCUAAAAUGGAUUACAAAGUUAAUUCUACCAAGAUUCCUGAAACAGCAUCAUCGUCUCGGAUUGUGUCUUUAACUCCUAAAUCUGAACAGGAGCUCUACACACUUUCUGUUGUCAGGAACAGUUCUUCGACAGCAGAAAGCAUUGAAAACACAAGCAAAAGUCACGGUGAAAUUUUUAAAAAGGAUGUCUGUGAGGAAAAGAGCAACAACAUGGCCAUACUAAUUUGCUUAAUUAUAAUUGCAGUGCUCUUUCUCAUCUGUAUUCUUCUAUUUCUAUCAACUGUGGUUCUGGCAAACAAAGUCUCAUCUCUCAGACGAUCAAAACAAGCAGGCAAACGUCAGCCUAGAAGCAAUGGCGACUUUCUGGCAAGCAGUGGGCUAUGGCCUGCUGAAUCAGACACUUGGAAAAGAGCAAAACAGCUCACAGGGCCCAAUCUCAUGAUGCAAUCUACUGGAGUGCUCACAGCUACAAGGGAAAGAAAAGAUGAAGGAGGAACUGAAAAACUUACUAACUAAAAGAUACUUCAGGGAAGGAAAAUGCAAAGUAGUGAUGAGCAAGGUUCUGAGUAUACAUGGAAAUCAGUCUGGUAUCUCAAGCCAGCGUGUGGUGCUCACUUCGGCAGCACAUAUAAAAUCCGCACGCUGGUCAGAUGAUUUAGCAUCAAAAGGGAGAUGUAUGCCUGCUUAUUUAACUGCUUAAUUGCGUAUUUCUGUUUGACACUGAAUACUUUAAAAAAUACAACUAAGUACUUGGAGAAGUCCUUAAAACUAAGUUGAGGAAACUUGGUAAAAGAGAUAGCAAGGGUUAAUUAAACAUUCUCUAUUCAGCACUAGUAGUUAGAUGAUCUUUGCCUGAAUGUAACUGAACUUUUUAAGUCUUGGUAGGUCCUUAGAGCCAAGUACAUGCUUCACUAUCUAAUAGAAGUCAAAUUCCUAGUAACUUAAAAGUACCUUCUUUGUUGGAUAUGGCAGAAUCCAUACCAGCCCAUGUAUCACUGCAGCUAACUUUAGGGCACAUGCUUUCAUCUUUAUAUAUAGUACGUAUAAGGAAGUGCUUUCCUACUAUAAAUAUUAAAACUUAAUUUGUAUAAUAAAUUAGAUAAACCUGUGACUAUAUAUAUGUGCAUUCACUUCAUUGUCUUAGAGUAUACUGUGAAGACCAGUAAGAUGCAAUACAAGUAAAAUAGGUGAAAUUUACAGCCAUACCUGAAGGCUAA